Molecule: messenger RNA, 1507 nt
Organism: Malaya genurostris
Lineage: Eukaryota; Metazoa; Arthropoda; Insecta; Diptera; Culicidae
Exons: 3
Coding region: 159-707 (182 amino acids)
Source: RefSeq, a predicted model, not a curated record
CCCUUAGCUAAGAAAAAUCAAUAAUUUGACAAAUUACACUCUAGAAAUUGUUUUCGUUGUUCAAGGAAAACGUGAUUUGCCGUAGGUAACAGAAAUUAGUGAUUUUUACAAGGGAAAACUAUAUUUCAAGGGCUAUUAGUCAGCCAAUCACGAACGGGAUGACUGAAGGCACUUAUGAGUAUGAAUGCAUGCGGGCCGAACUGUUAGGCAUCGAUAAACCGAGCCUAGAAGAAUUUGAAGAAAAAAUGAAACUUCGAAAAGAGGUAGAGGAAGAGGAACAAAUUACUCAGCAAAUGCAGGAAGUUGAUCUACAAGAUGAGCAAACACAAGGAGUGUCCGGUAAAAUGGAUGAGCUGAAUAACAUACUAUCAAUAACUCAGCAACGGAUCAACAAAUUCAAGGUGGCUUGUGGCAGUCUGACUAGCCUGUUGAAGAUGCGUCCAUCUACGCCCAGCGGAGGUAAUCCUUCUGAUGAAGCAGCGAAUGAAUCGUCCUCUAAUACCAUUAACGAUGCGCUCGAUGCAUUAGACACGAUGAAAGAUGUUCAGAAGGCGUCGGACGCUACCAUCGCAAAGUCAGCUGCAUCUGAUCUGAGUCAAAAAAUGACGUCACAAAUGGAUAAACUGGAUUCGUUAUUGUAUAAAGCUGAUAAUGCUUCGUAUUCCAUGAAACAACAAACCGAUCAGAUGCGAAAAAUGACGAAGUAAUUUGCAGCCAGCAACAAUAUUUACCAAAAACUCAAAACACGAUUUCUAAUAAUACCUUGACGCUUACAUUUGUAUUGUACUAUACUCUAAUAUAAAUUCAACGCUUCAAGGUUUAUACUCCCUAUUUAAGCAAUGGACUUUUCCUGCUUGAAUGUAAGAAUUUUUGUUUGUCAAUUAUUCAACUAGCUUUCUUUGUUUCAAUUUUACGUGCAUAAAAUCUAUAUACUAAUAUAAUUAUUUUCGUGCUAUUGUGCUGUCUUCCAAGUAACAGUUAGCGAUCGCCAAGCACAAUCAGCUUUUUAAAUGUCGUGUGAUUUGAGUAUUGACACUACAUCGAGAAAACAAUGCCAGUGAAGCGUUAGAACACCGAGUCAGAAUGUGAUAUUAGUUUGCACCAGAUGUACACAUGUUAUUUGGGCGAUGAAAUACUUUUCCAUGUUGUUAGAUUACAUUCAUUAUUAGCGCUAGAUGUUAUUGUUGUCUUUAUCUACAUUCGAACCUAAUAAUAAUCAAAUUAAAAUUAUAUUUAAAGCUAUGAAUAUAAUUAUACGAUAAAUGCCAUGAAUUUUUGAUUUUUAAUGGAUAGAAGAAAUAUUUUUAAUGGAUAGAAGAUAUAUGAUUGGUUAUAUUAUUCCGAAAAACGUUAGCUCAUUAAUUGUAUAUUGACUUCGUUGUCUAUCGGAUUGUUAAGUUAAAUUUAUUGGGGACUUUGCCUCUAUAAGUAUUCCAUAUUCUCAAGUAGAACAUUUAAUAUAGGCCACCGAUUGUUAUAAUAUAUUGACAAUCACGAUGAUAUUCUU